This is a messenger RNA of Papilio xuthus (Asian swallowtail), 1635 nucleotides long. RefSeq lists its product as uncharacterized. The record is from RefSeq and is a predicted model, not a curated record. The coding region runs from base 53 to 1321 and encodes 422 amino acids. The transcript has 9 exons. NCBI's taxonomy places the organism in Eukaryota, Metazoa, Arthropoda, Insecta, Lepidoptera, Papilionidae.
UUUGUUACGUUACAGUUUAGUUCAUUAGUUUGCUGCGAGUACUUUAGGCAUUAUGUAUUUUUUUAUAUUUAUCGUGUCGUUUUUACUUUUAAUAAUAUACGCUGUUAAAAAGAAAGAUUCAGAACCGAUAUUCGGUGUAUACUCUGUGCCCGGCAAAUGGUAUUAUUUAAAGUAUAUUGUUUUCGCGUGCAUUUAUUAUUUUCGUAAGUACGGGAAAAGCCAUGCAGCGGGAACAGAGGGACGCGCGGGGCAGGGGGUGAAAGCACUCGCGGAUCCCGCCGCCAUGGACUGCGCGCAGAUGCUCAGUGACCAUGCUAAGGCAUUCGACGCGAUUUUCUUUAUAUCGGCGACACGGGACGAGAACGACAAGGGUAUUUACGUGAUCUCUGGAUGCGAGCGUCGCUCUAUGGGCAUGUGUAAUGGACUCUUUUAUAUCGGGUUACCGGGCAAAGGUCUUCUAUGCAGCAAGAAGAUACCGGACACGGUGCUGUUCGGUGCACCGAUUGGUGAGUUCUCAGCUGAGGGUAUUAAGAUGGAGCCCCUGGAGCCGAUGAAGAAAUGGGCCCUGUCGUACAAGGGGAAGAUGUGGUACCAGAACGAGCCCACUAAAUUAGUGGACGUGGAAUUCACCGGUGAGUGGUCAGCCACCAGUAAAUACUUCGAUUUCGACACAGACCUGUACCCGCCCGCCAUCAUCAGGUCCAUCGCGAGAGAGAAGUGGAGUCGACAGUAUUUUGAAGGACUUAAGACAGCGCAUCAGUCUCACUACGAGCAGUUCGGAGUACUUAAAUGCAAGUUCAAAAUCGAGCAGGAAUCCUUCGAGUACACGUUGCCUUCCUUCAGGGACCACAGUUUUGGUCACAAGCGCGACUGGAGCCUGAUGCACCGGUACGCGUUCCACCACAUGUUCCUGACGGACGGCACCAGCAUCAGCGUCGGCGUCAUCUGCCAGCCGCUCACUGCAUCCACUAUGGAGGCAGGAGUAGUGGCAUUACCUAAUGGAGAACUGCACCCGGUGCAGUGGGUAGACCUGCAGCUGUACCAGCACGGGGAGGGAGGCACCGCACCUAGAGAUUACGCUUUCAGGUUCCAAGCUGGACACAAAGUCUAUACUGCACAGGUGAUUGUGGAGUACGAAUCAGUCCACUACGUGUCUAGUGAGUGGGAGGCGCGUAUGGUGGAGCGCUUCUGUAGGUUCACUGUGAACGGUGUCGCGGGUCGGGGGGUCUCUGAGUUCCACUACAGACAUACAGACGGACGGCCUGAUAGUGUCGCUAACAACGAUCCAGAAUGGUACAGGAAAAUGUGCCAUAAAGUCUAGAAUAUAAGUAUGUUUGUUGUAUUCAUAUAAGACUUAAUUUCAAAUAAUUUUAUUUUAAUAAUUAAAAGUGAUCAAAUUAAGAUAGUCCAUAUUGAUAAAAAAUAUACACUCGAAAUGCUUACAAAUUAUUUGUUUUUAGGGUUCCUUACCUCAUGGGAAAAAAAUGGAACCCUUAUAGGAUCACUUUGUUUUGUAGAAAGAAAUAAUUUGUAGACAUAUCUAAAUCUAUUCAAACUUUAGUGAGACAUUAUAAUAAACUGAUAUAAAAACGGCUAAACACUCACGUAUAUUCGUCCGGUGGCGGCACCGACUAG